UGCUCCUUCGCACUGUUGACAGCACCAGAAAAAUAUUUGUUUACAUUCGGAACGGAGCAAAGUUUUCGAUAAAAGUUAUAGAAAUUAACCAACUUCACUCACAAUUCUGUGAUUUCUGUGAUAAAACACUCUACAAGAUUUCCCAUCCUCCGUCAUCCAUUCCCAACCCCAACAUGGAUGCACUGAACGUGAUCGAGAAGCGCAUUGAUAAUCUAAACCAGCUGCUUGGCCCGCUGCCAACCGAUGAGAGCCAGGCGGAAAACCUAACCGAUGCCAUCCUGUCCGCGUCGUCCUUUCUGCCGUCGGCCAGCACCGGCCACCUGGCGGAUGGUGCUGCCCGUGGCGCCAUUCUGGAAUCGUUCAAGCGGAAGGACGAGCUGGAAGCGUACCUAGAUCCGGCCUACCUGGAGGAAAAGCAGGACAUCAAGGCGAAGGAGAUGUACAUCAACACGAUAGCGAACGAUCUGGCCGGGACGUUCGAGACGCUGCAGAAGAUCAAAUCGCUCGAACCAACGCUCGGCGCGGAGUACUUCCGCAAUGUGCCGGACGUUAGCGAGCAGCUCAGUGCGAUGACGAAGACGGCCGGCGAGCAGAAGCUGGCGAACGAGCUGCUCGAGGAAAGCCUGGUGAUUGCGAUGCAGCGCUACAGCGAGAUCCAGAGUGGGAUUAAGGAUUCGCUCAAAGCCAUGACCGACCGGUUGGACCAGCUGGAGGAGCGCCUGGUGCAGAAGAAGAAGCAAGACAAGGACAUCUAAAGGUAAACUAUGUAAGGAUAAAUUUGGGGAAUGGGACGAAUAGAGGUUGUAAACUGUGCUUAAUUGUGGCAGAGAGAAAGAGAGAGAUAAGGAUUGAUGGAUGGCCACACUAAUAAAUAUUGCUAAUUCGCUUAAUAUGUUAA
Molecule: messenger RNA, 898 nt
Organism: Anopheles merus
Lineage: Eukaryota; Metazoa; Arthropoda; Insecta; Diptera; Culicidae
Gene: DCTN3-p24
Exons: 2
Coding region: 174-755 (193 amino acids)
Biological process (GO): cytoskeleton-dependent cytokinesis
Cellular component (GO): dynactin complex
Source: RefSeq, a predicted model, not a curated record